Molecule: messenger RNA, 129 nt
Organism: Haemonchus placei
Lineage: Eukaryota; Metazoa; Nematoda; Chromadorea; Rhabditida; Trichostrongylidae
Source: the annotation of a GenBank genome assembly
AUGGGUCAGGAGGAGCCAAAAGGCGAGUUUUCCGAAACUAGGUCACUUUCAGUACGACGAUCUUGUCUAACCGUGCAACAGGAUCUUUCAUUUUUAAUCAGUAAAAUUUUAGGGUUUUGGCAGGAUUAG